Agrilus planipennis (emerald ash borer) is the source of this 7207-nucleotide messenger RNA. RefSeq lists its product as uncharacterized. NCBI's taxonomy places the organism in Eukaryota, Metazoa, Arthropoda, Insecta, Coleoptera, Buprestidae. The record is from RefSeq and is a predicted model, not a curated record. Gene Ontology annotation, molecular function: chromatin DNA binding; transcription coactivator activity. Bases 700 to 7068 code for a protein of 2122 amino acids. The transcript has 2 exons.
UAGAAGAACCUCUUCUGACCAGCAUCAAGCAGUUUGCUGUUUUAUGCUUCUACAAGUUUGGUAUAACGGAACAGUUGUAAUAUCAAAACUGUAUAGCAUUUAGGUAAAGUAUAUAAAUAUAAUAGAAUCGUCGUGUCGUUGCGAGUUCGUGUAAGAAAACAAAGGUGUACAUACGGAGGUAUCUGACCAACGCCAACGGUUACACGCGAAAGUGACAGUUUUUGCCCGACAACGAUCGCUUAUAAAUAUUUUCGCCUUGUCGUUCGCCUUCUAGAUUGAAAGCUGUAACAAUUCGACUAGAAGUGACGUAACGUUAAGAACGAAACUAGCAAUCGGCUUUUCUUCAAUUCGGGUGAACGUACAAAGAUAAACUCAAUUGGGUCAGUAAUUUACCGUAUGUACUUGACUGAACUAUAAUUGUUUGUUAUUAGUGAGAAAUCGAAACUAAUAGUGCAGUGAACUUUGCAAAUAUUCAAUCAAAAGUGAAUUAGAAUAAAAGUGAAAUUAAACCAUGUAAAUGCCGUUAUUUAUUUUGGACUUUUGUGAAAGUAAAUUGCAACUAACUACAUAAGUGAAAAAAGUGGCACGUUACAAACGCGAUGUGCCGGGACAUUCGACAAACUGCAACAAACUGUCGUAUUCAGCAGCAGUGAAUUUUUCAUUUAGUUACUAAACGCGUUUCUUCCUUUUCGUAAGAACAUGUCGCAUAUCGCGCGAACACUUUUUCCGCUAAUUUGGCUUACUUCUUCAACUGUUUGCUUUUCUGUCGUGGAAACAUCAAAUAAUGUAUUUGUGAAACAGCCAAAUUAUCAUGUAACGGAAAUCGGGAAUGGCGGAUCUUCUUCAUUAAGGACACGACAUAUUAACCUUAAUAACAAUAAGAACGCUAAUAAGCCUAUUAUAAAAACUGACUUUCACAUUGUACCAUAUGUUACUACUUCUUUGGCCGACAGCGAUCUAAUUUUUGAUCCAGUAACAAGUCAGUUUGUUUCUCGAAAGAUCCCCAAACGGACUUAUCCUAAUCACACCGGCAAUAAGAAAAAGUUGACUGAUUACUAUAAAACCAUUGUAUACCAACCGAAGAUCAAAGCUAACAAGCAGAAAAGCAGCAAAGGCAUGUCGAAUACGUUGUCAACCAACAAAAUAAAAUUUAAAUAUCGUGAUGUGCAGCCACAUUCAUUCUCUCAAAAGAUUUCGUUUUCUCCAAUAAUUUAUCCUUCAACGGAUGCCAUAAAACCAGAAGCAAAUUAUUACAGAAACGUAAUAUCGCAAAAACCUUAUAAGGACAAUAAAGCUCACGAACCAAACCUAUUUCUCAACGAUUUUCUUAGCACCAGACCAACUGUAAUCACGAAAACAAAGAGUAAUAAUGGAGAACUAAAAAGUGAUCAUGAAAUCCCAAAAUUUAUACCUGUAAAACCUAUUUACCCUGGUGAAGGCAAGUGGGCUCUCAGAGGCAAAAAGUACAAACCGUACGAUAGUAAACAAAUAUACUCAGAACUUGAAGACGCUACAGAACAUCCUGAAGCAGAAGCCAUAUUUCAAGGGCCAGCAACGCAUAAAUCACAACCCCCAACUAUUUAUGGUGAAGGCAGGUAUAAUAAUAAUUACAAAAAUAUUCAACAUCCAUCUUUAAAGAGAAGUGAAGUAUCGGCUCAAAAAACUGUAAAACCUCCAGAAAAUAUACACAACGUAGAAAAAGCUGAAGAAGCUUCAGAAGAACAAGAGCAAGAAUUUAUACCCACCCGGACACUUGCUCAAGUCAGGCAAUAUGAAAACGAAGAACAUAAUUUACCACCGAUUGAACCACGUCUAAGGGAAAUUAUUAAGGAUUCCAAAACGCAUACUGUUUUUACAGAGGAAGGUUACGAAGACAUGGCUUACGAUCAUGCAAAUCACGAGAAAAACGCAGAAAAAGGCGAGGAAUCCGAAGAACUCCAUGAAGUGCAAGAUAUUUUAAAGGAAAAAUCUCCAAAACAAUCACCUGAAAUAAAUAAAGAGGUACUACACUCUGAAUCUCAACAUACGUCCCAAAUCAUGAAUCCAGAAUCUCGAAAUAGUUCAUCCAAAGUGAUGACAGAAGUAUUAAAUAAUACCGAAAGUAGUCUCAACAACAAAACAUUACAUACCACGGACACGAGCCCGAUUACGGAGAAAUUUAAAAAGGAACAUGGAUUUAGAAUCCGAAGGAAUAGUAAUGAUGACGUUGUUUCAGUGAAAAAUAGUAAAUUAGAUGAAAUAGAAAAUUCAACAUAUGAUUCUCAAAAGUACCCAUACUACAAUCAAUUAAACGUCUUUUCUUUGAAUAAUAAUUCGCCUUUACGUUACGCAGAAAAUUUCAAAAACCGUCCCAAAAAAAAGGUCGGAAAAAUGUCAUUUUAUGAAGACGCUCAAAGAAGAAAAUGUCGGGAAAUAGAGGAUUUACAGCCAAUCCCAAAACAAAUAAAAGAUCGAGCAGAUGGAAAAGAUCACGAAACACCAGAAGAUCCACCAAAAAGCAAUGCACCUAAAUUAAAUAAAUUGGGCGACGCAAUAGAAUGUUUUAAAGAACAAUUAUUUGGGGAAAGUCCACUGGAUAAUCCUCUCUUUUCCGAAAAGUCCAUAGCAGAACCAACGCCAAUAUUUCAAGAUCUGCAGUCCUUGGGAAUAUUUUCAUUUUCUAAUACCAAGGAAAUUAACACUUUUAAAAAUAAACGAAAUCGACGACAUUUAAUAGACCCGGCCGCAUUAAAAAAUAAUGAUAAUGAACUAAAUAUACUAGAAAAACUACCUUUACAUGGGCGAAGAAAAUCAGUAAAAAGAAGAAUAAAAUCUAGGAGAAAGAAUCCACGAACGCCUUUUCCUGGAUCAAAUAUACAACAGAAGCAGCAUUCCACUGAACCAUCACCUACGGUACUUCCUAAAUAUAAAACUAUUAGUGAAGUUCAAUACAAAGAUGAUAUUAAGCCGAAUGAACAACUUAAUGUAUUCACAGAUAUUAUAAAAAAUAUAAAACUAUCUUCGGAAAAUAUUCAUGAUACGAACGCCAAAACUUCAGAUAAAAUCAAAAUUACAACUUUUACUGCUCCCAAGAAAAAUAAACAAAAUAUUAGCUUCCAGACAGUUUUCGAAGAUGAAGGAGACUCUAUUUCUGACAGUAGCGAUAUAAACACAUUCGUGACUUAUCAGAAACCAAAGUCUGAUUUUCAUCGUCGUAAACAACUUUUAGAUGAAAAUCCUUUUUUCAAAGAUCGUCAAACUACAUCUAAUGAACUGUUUCAUAAAUCGCCAACUGUAACUACGGUCAGAACAAACAACUUCAUUUUGGGCUUAAAACCACCUCCCCCUUUAACUUUUGCAUCCCCGUUUCAGUCGACAAGUACCUUAAAUCGUAAAUACUAUACAAAUAAAGAUCCUUCACGAAGAUGGAAUCACAGGUUAUUAAAAAGAAGUGCUGCAAUGCCAACUUAUUCCCAAAUUCGUAGAAAAACUACCGUAGAAACAACUACAGAAACUGAUGAGUAUAUUCCAAGAAGAAAUAGAAAUUAUCAUUACGACGAAAAAACAGGAAAAAUUAUUUACUACACAACACAAGCAAGUUUAAUCGAAGAAAUCGAACCAGUCAUUACUGAAGAACAAUAUACCUCACCAAAACGAAUCACUACAGAAAGUGCUGUAAAAAUUACAACAGAAAUGCAAAAAUUAAAAGGCCCAUCGUUUUUGGAAUUCGUCUCGAAAUUAAAAUCUCAUGAAGGUUACGUUUCUAUUCCAGAUCCUAAGCCGGUAAAAAUAGAAAAAGGAACAUCAGAGACUACAACAACUGAAAAACCUGCCAGUACAACAGAGCCAGAAUUUUUAAAAAUUCUUAAAAUGGUCAAAAGUAAUCCAGAUUACAAAGAAAUUGGCAAAAAAAAUGUAACGACAACAACCUCCAUCUAUGAAGAAGAACAAGAUUAUACUGAAGGAGAAGAAGUCUUACAAUCGCAAAAUGUACCAACAAAAAAUUCACCCGGAAGUUCAUUAAUGACACACAUUGAAAAUAAUCCAAACAAUACUUCCCUUGAAAUUGGAACACUUAAAAUAUUUGAUAUUAACGAGUACAUACCACGGCCAAGAAAUUACAGCUUUGUAUCGUUUGUAAACACUUCUAAAUACAGCACAAUAAAAAGAAACCCUGUAGGUACAAAUAAAGAGGACGAAGAUAGCAUAAAAAGUGAAGAUUCAAGGACUGAAAUAGAAAAUAAUAAAUUACGGACAGUAAAAUCCGAAUCAAAUAAGACAGAAGAAACUACAAGAUCAACGGUCGAGCAUAUAAAUGAAGCUUCUAAUGGGGAUAAACUACCUUCUAUGAGGGUGCAUGAGAAGCUUGUCAAAGAAGAACCUAAAAGUAACAGUCGAAGACUUCGAAGCAAAAUAAGAAAUCAAAGAAUAAACAGAAAUGAAGGACAAGACAAGAUAUUUCGACAUGAACCAACUUCAGAAAACCCAAGUGAAGAAAAACCUAAACGAAGCGUUCGAAGAUAUAGAGUCAGACCAAGAUUUAGUAACGAAACAAAAAUUAAUGGAGAAGUAGAAAGACAAAGUACCAAAGAAAUCCAAAAUUAUGGAAACAUCCGUAAUCGGAGAUCGUGGAACAGCUCAGAGGGAACCCACUUUGAAAAUUACGAAAAGAGAAUUAGUAGAAGACGUCGCGAAGAACCAAGAUAUGUGACUGAAAGUGAAACUGUAGAUCUAAUAAGUGAUAGUGCAACUACAAUUGUCCCAGAAACUACAGCGCCUACCAUUCGAAGUCGCGGAAGAACGCGUCAUAGAACCUCUUAUCGAACCACUCCAACUCCUCGAUAUAGACGUGGACGCAAAACAAAGCCUAUAAUUGCCGCAACUACUGCUUAUCAUGCAGAAACUGUAACAACUCCUUAUUCUGCUGCUUCAAAACGACGACGUCGUCCUAUUCCAAGAAUGUCAUCAUCGUCUGCCCCUCCACUACAGAUAAUUCCUGCAGAAAAUGGUUCAAAUACCUCAAAUCAAAACGAGGAAGCAUCAACAGAAACUUCUUCCACACCUUUAACGUUAGAAAGUGUUGAACUUGAAAGCAAACAAAAUGAAAACAAUACAAACACUGGUGAUUUUAGUCAUGUUUCUGCCAGAAAAGUGCAAGAUGUUGAAGUAUUCAAAGAUUAUGAUAAGACGCAAAAACACGGUGGAAAUUACCGAGGCAUAAAUGACCAAGAUGUUAUAAUUCAAAAUCCUGAUGAAGUGGAGGAAGCGAAACAGUCGAUGCAAAAGGAUAAGGUCACCGAAGGUCCACUAGUACUUGAUUUCUAUCCAGCUGAUAAAGAAGCGCAAGAAGAUCGAUAUCAAAAUAGAGAAGAAAGAAGAAAAGGGCAUAAUCAACGAGAUGGAAGUAAUCAAUUACAAAACUAUGACAAAGAAAUAAAUAGGAGCACUUUUGAUAAACAGGAAAAUUUAAAAGACCAAAUCAAAUCAUAUGAAGUUGUAGAAAAUAGAGAGAUACAAGAUAAUUUCAAAGAAGAACCAGUAAUAAAUGACGCUACAGACGGAUAUACUGACAAAGAAGAAGGAAACAUUCAAUCAACUCGACCAAGAGAAGAAUAUCUAAACGAAAGAACCGAAAGUAGAAGGGUGGGACCUCAAAUUCCAGCUAAUCAAUUUUUUGGACAAGAAGAAAUUUUAACAGAGAUUGAAACAACAACAGCAACAGCGGCAUUUUUUCAUUCAACAUCCUCACCGUCCAACGUCGAUGAAAAAAAUGAUAAACUAGUGGUACAAGUAUUUGAUUUACCUAAUGCACAAGAAAUACCAAUAUCCACUGCAAAAACAAUUGAACUAGAUACACUUGAAACAGCAUCCUAUUUCAGCGGAGACGAAAUAAAACAACAAUCACACCAACAACAGCUUUCACCACACCAACACCAACAAAAACAACAGAAGCAACAUCAACAGCACCAUCAUCAUCACCAACGGCGUCGACAGCACCUUCAUCAUAAUCAUCAACAACAACAACAACAACAAAAACAACAACAACAACAACAACAACAACAACCACAACAACAACAACAACAACAUCAACCACAACCACAACCACAACCACAACAACAACAACAACAACAACAGCAACCACCAUCCCAGCAUCAGCCGUCACAACAACAGCAGCAGCAAUAUGAUCGAAAUGAAAGUAAUGAAACUUACUACAACAGUAACUUUACACCAACAAAAGCUGCAGACGAAAUAGAAAUGUCGAGUAUUUCUCCUGAUUACGUACUAAAUAGCGGAGGGAUAAAGUUUACUGCUAAAGAAUCGGCGUCAUUAAAAUUAAAUAAUGACGAAGCAUUACCUAAAAAGGCAGUGGUUGAUUUUACAGAUCCGCCUACUAUCCAUAGGACUGUCAAAAAACGUAUCAGAAUAAAACCCAAUAACUUUGAUUUCACCACUAUCACUCCUGACCACGAAGAAUAUAAAAACCAUAAAGGAUCAGUUUUAGUUGAAGAUAAUGUAGGAAGACAAGAAUCAAUUAAGGAAGAAACCAAUCAUCCUCGUAAUGUUGAAAUCGAACCAACAUUACAUCAAUUUGAAAAUGUAAAUGAUACAAUUCUGAAUCAGAACACUGAAGCUAGCACAAAUUUAUACAAUAAUAAUCAGUUUGAUAGAGUACCCGUCAAACACCACCAACAAAACAAUCGCAGUGAUUAUAAUAAACAAGAAGUGUUUUCAACUUCAACCAUAACAACACCAAUAUACCUUGACUCAAAAUAUGUAACAACAAUGCCUGAUAUUCAACAGCAAGAAGAAAUUGAGGCACCUCCUGAAACAUUUUAUCAAGGGAAUAAAGGAGAACAAUUACCAUUUUAUUCGCCGAGAAAAGAACAACUACCAAAAGAUCCCUAUAACUAUAGACGAAUCGAAGAGGAAGGUCCAAAUGUACCAGUAAAUAUUCAACACAAUAAUCAUAGACCUGUAAAAAAGUUCAAAAAUUCACCUGAGAGGAUCAAUGGAAUCGUAUCUUCUACUGAGAAAUUCUUUUUCAUAAAGGAUCCGAGCAAGAGAAACUAUUUUUAUGCCCCUAUUUAAUUUACUACUUUCGGCAUCAUUAGUCAAAAAAAUACCAAAUAGAAAAUUAUCAUAAAUUUUAAUUGUUGUUGUUUUUUAUUUAAAAAACGUUCUUGUAACUCUAAUACUUAUUUAUUAUUCAUUACGUAAGAUUUAUAAA